Messenger RNA from Drosophila serrata, 339 nucleotides. Its product is annotated as larval cuticle protein 3. Lineage: Eukaryota; Metazoa; Arthropoda; Insecta; Diptera; Drosophilidae. Gene Ontology annotation, molecular function: structural constituent of chitin-based larval cuticle. Gene Ontology annotation, cellular component: chitin-based extracellular matrix. The record is from RefSeq and is a predicted model, not a curated record.
AUGUUCAAGAUCCUGCUCGUCUGCUCCCUUGCCGCCCUGGUGGCUGCCAAUGCCAAUGUUGAGGUCAAAGAGCUGGUCAACGAGGUGAAUCCCGAUGGCUUCGUGUCCAGAUUGGCCUUGGACAACGGCGUUGCUGCCUCGUCCACCGGCGAUGUGCACGGCAACAUCGAUGGCGUCUUUGAGUGGGUGUCCCCCGAGGGCGUCCAUGUGCGAGUGGCCUACAAGGCCGACGAGAACGGAUACCAACCCCAGAGCGAUCUGCUGCCCACUCCUCCCCCCAUUCCAGAGGCCAUCGUCCGUGCUAUUGCCUGGAUUCAGGCUAAUCCCAGCAAGAACUAA